GCAACCACCAAACAGCACAUCGACGACCUGCCAUCCGCGAUACCCUCGAAUCUACCGAUACCUUUACGAUUUUACAUUGCAAUUCUUCAGUCACAAUGGAGUUUGGCCAUGCUGGUGUGCUGAAUGAAGAUGGCAUUCAUGUCGAUAUGGAUCGGUUGAAGAAGGGAGAAGUCAACUUGGGUACUUCUAUCAUGGCUGUGACAUUCAAGGAUGGAGUUAUUCUGGGAGCUGAUUCGAGGACAACCACCGGCGCUUACAUCGCCAAUCGAGUAACAGACAAGCUGACCCGAGUACACGACACCAUCUGGUGCUGCCGAUCUGGCUCCGCCGCCGAUACGCAAGCCGUUGCCGACAUUGUCCAAUACCAACUGGGUCUCUUUGCCAUGCAGAGCGGAAAGCCCCCGAUGACACAGACUGCAGCCUCCAUCUUCCAGGAGAUUUGCUACGCCAACAAGGACAGAUUAUCAGCUGGUCUGAUUAUUGCGGGCUGGGACGAGCGAUUCGGCGGCCAGGUGUACUCCAUCCCCCUAGGAGGUUCAUUGCACAAGCAGGCAUACGCAAUCGGCGGUUCAGGAUCGACAUACAUUUACGGAUACUGUGACGCCAAUUGGAAGGAGGGCAUGGAGGAAGCAGAAGCAGUCGCCUUUGUCAAGGGCGCGCUAAGAGAAGCGAUCAAGUGGGAUGGAAGCUCUGGUGGUGUUAUUCGCAUGGUUGUAUUGACGAAGAAGGGAGCCGACCGACACCUGUACCUGCCGGAUUCAGACUACAAGGUGCGACAGGACUAGAUGGGUGGAUGAUGGCAGAAUAGGCAUGGCCGUGUGAACAGUCCAUGAGCAUUUGCUGUAUAGCUGAGGUGGCAGUCGACAAUAGACUGAUCGACUAGAUCCAUACUUGUUAGAGACAAUGAGAUGCCGGUGACUGUUAAUUGGAUACUCGGUUAUUGAAGCGAGUGAAGAUGGAAUGAUGAGAUCAAAUGUUGACUUG
Molecule: messenger RNA, 984 nt
Organism: Trichoderma atroviride IMI 206040
Lineage: Eukaryota; Fungi; Ascomycota; Sordariomycetes; Hypocreales; Hypocreaceae
Cellular component (GO): proteasome core complex
Molecular function (GO): threonine-type endopeptidase activity
Source: RefSeq, a predicted model, not a curated record